AUUGCGGUACAUACGAAUAUAGCGCGUCAUGCGAAAACAGGCGGACCCUGCAAUCCGUUUACUUCACAUGCAUCUCGUGGAUUAUUUCGGGUCUGUGAACCUUGCAGUGCGAAUGGCUGCUGUGGCGCCAGUAGACGUGGCACAUCAGUUGGACCGUGCGGAUUUUCAAGAACUAACGUUACAUGUGGCCCUUGUGGCAUAUGCGGGCCGGGACUAUGUAGAACUUGUGGACCCUGCGCACAGUUCGGCUGUUUUGCAUCUUGCGAAUCAUGUGGACCGCAUAGUGCGGGAAAGACAUGCAGUCCAUGUGGUUCCCGAAGUUGUUGCGGUUCUUGCAAUUCUUGUGGUCCAUUUGGCCCUUGUGGGGGUUCGCGUUGCGGUGUGAACGGAACUUGCUGUUCCAAUUUAUCGUGCGGUUCAUAUAAUCGUCGCUCGACUGGUGGUUGUUGCAGGCCGUGCGAAUCUUGCGGUCCAUGUGGACCUUGUGAUCCAUGGGGACCCUGCAAACCAUGUGCUUCUGCGACUGUAAGAGCUCCUUGCAAGCAAUGUGCUUCGCCUACGCCGUUUAAUCUUUUCAAUUCUUGCAAUCCAUGCAAUCCUGCGGCCAAAUUUAGCUCUUGCGAUCCUAGUGGGCCUUGUAUACCGUGUACACCCUGGGCUCCGUGUGGUUCAUCGGCUCCUCCUUCCUGCUGCAGUCUACCCAGACGUACUUGUAGAGUUCCAAACUACACACAGGAGUAUCUGGCGGCUAUCAGACGCUGCUGCUCGACGACCGUGAAAAAAGUGCGUGUGAAGAAAGCAAAAAAGCCGAGGAUUGUCAUAAGUAAAUCUGCUGCUAGCAAAACUAGCUUAGCGCUAUGCUAAUAAUAGUGAUCAGACGAACAGCUACGAACGUUCGGCUAGUGAAAAAAAGCAAUAAAAAUUUGUUAAAAGGAUAAAGGACAUCAAAGGAUCUUCGGUGAAAUAUAUGAGCGCAGAUUGGUACUUGGGCUUUUUACAUACGAACGGUCAUGCAAACAAAUAAAGUCACAUAUAAUUUAUAUGUAUGCAUGCCUCUUUAUGUGUGUAUGUUUAGCAUACAGCCGUGACACAUUUACAGCCAGUCAAGGAGUCAUUAAAAGAGUCCUUUGCUGUUAAUUUUAUGAUUUCAUUUUCAAAUUUUCUUGCGCUGACAACUUAAUGCCAGCAAAAAACUGUAAAACAUUUGUCAAUUGAAAUCUUUUAAUUUCAUUUAAACAACUUUUACGAUCGC
Molecule: messenger RNA, 1252 nt
Organism: Bactrocera neohumeralis
Lineage: Eukaryota; Metazoa; Arthropoda; Insecta; Diptera; Tephritidae
Product: keratin-associated protein 5-1-like
Exons: 1
Source: RefSeq, a predicted model, not a curated record